CGAGAGCGAAAAUGCGCAAAGAGCGCCGCGACCAGACGCAGCAUCUCGACACCAGGUCCCGAAAAAAACCUCACUUGCCAGCCACAUCCACGAAAGCACAACGGGGGUGAUUAUUCGAAUUAGAAUUAGAUCGGGGAGACCGAUUGGGGGGCAGCCAAUCGUCGUGUGCGUGACGUGGAGCGCGCUGGUGUUGCGUAUCCUGUUGAUUGUGACCGAAGACGGGGAAAAAGGCUCAGACAGACAGUCGAAGCUCCAACGACAAGAACCCACACUUGAUGGCCCCACUUCAGGCUUUUGUUUUUACAUAGAAUCUAUUUUUUUCUGCUUUUAGAACCCCCCCGUUCUUUUUUAUUUGAGCGCCAUUUACUGCGCGUCGUGAUUUUUCUCACGCUCGUGCCCAUGCAAAUGAACAGCAUCGAUAGUGGGAGCGUGUGCUUUUAUCCACGUGCAUUGAUGUAGCACGCAACGAGGACGAGAUAAGAGCCCUUAUCUCAGCACGUGGAAGCCCGUGGAAGGAUUUGAUUGAUGACAAAGCAGCCAUCAAUAAGGAUUCUUGUCUAAAUCGGGAAUUACGCAUCCAAACUGGGAUCUAUGAGCGGAAAAGUGGCGAAGCCUAAAGAAGACAAGGAUGCUUCCAAGGUCCAGGAUGAUGCCGCCCCAGGUACCCAGGAGUACAUUAUGUUACGGCAGGACUCCAUCCACUCUGCGGAUAUAAGGAGUAAAGGGUCCCCGUUUCGUGCUAAGUGUCACGAAAUCUUCUGCUGCCCGCUGAAGCAAGCCGUCCACAAAGAGAACGCUGAGCCCGAAGAGCCCCAGCUGAAGGGGAUCGUGACCAAGCUGUACAGUCGACAAGGUUUCCACCUGCAGCUGCAGGCAGACGGAACCAUUGAUGGAACCAAGGAGGAAGACAACGGCUACACCGUGUUCAACCUUAUUCCGGUGGGUCUGCGAGUGGUGGCCAUCCAGGGGGUGCAGACCAAACUCUACCUGGCUAUGAACAGUGAGGGCUACCUUUACACGUCGGAACACUUCACGCCGGAAUGCAAAUUCAAGGAGUCUGUGUUUGAGAACUACUAUGUGACGUACUCCUCCAUGAUCUACCGCCAGCAGCAGUCAGGCAGGGGCUGGUACCUUGGUCUGAACAAGGAGGGAGAAAUCAUGAAGGGCAAUCACGUCAAGAAGAACAAGCCGGCGGCCCACUUCCUUCCAAAACCUCUAAAAGUGGCGAUGUACCGAGAGCCGUCCCUCCACGACCUAACGGAAUUCUCCCGCUCCGGUAGCGGCACGCCCACCAAGAGUCGGAGUGCCUCGGCCAUGCUGAACGGCGGCAAAGCUGUGAGCCAGAACGAGUCGACGUAGCGCCGCCCGCCGGACUCCACCUUGAAACCUUACCUCCAGCAGAGCGUGAAUCCAAGCAGACCCUCUCUCUUGUAUAAGCGGUUCAGCACUCGCUGCCACAUACCACACAUUAACAGCUAGAAAACAUCAAUAACUAUAAUUACAAAAAGGCACACGCACACUUAGAAGCAUUUAUCACGGUUUCCAACACAAGCGCAUUAAUAGCAAGACGCCAUGGCACAUUACCCAUUCUGAACACAAAUCCAGUCACUUUGGGGCUAAUUUAUGAUCUAUUUACUCACCACUUAGCUCAUCUAUUUGUUCUUAUUACAUCGCACGUAACAACAUCUCGGAGCUCACCUCGCUCGGCUGCAGGCACUUGUGCGUCCGUCAGACAGGGACCGGCGGUGAGCGGCCAUUCGGGGCAACCGGGCGCGGGUCUCGGAGGCUGCGGGCGUACAGUACAAGCCCCGAUCGGUGUCCCAUCCAUGCUUCUGUGAAUACAAAGCCUAUAAACCUGGCCCGACCCGGUUCUGCCGGUGACCCGAGGCUUCGGCCAGACAGUAGCUCUCCUUGCGUCUUCGUGCACAUGCUCAGAGAGCGAGCUCUCUAGCAUGGGGAAGCCCAGCCUACGCUCGGCUGACCUGACACGCCAGGUCCUGGCGUGGAGACGCCGCAGUUGCCCUUCUCUCUGCUAAUCCCACAACUAGCCAAGAACGUUUCAUUGAUUUGUCCCCUCUUGUUGUCCCACCCUCGCCGUUGUUCAGUAUUUUUGGUCACACCGUUGAAAGGAUUCCGGCAAACCAAAGACUGAGCGAAAGAGUGUCCCUUUAAGCCGACAAAGCCAGUACGAAGGCAAAACUGGACUUUUUUGUUUAGUUUUUUGUUUUUCACCCCAAUGUACAUUUUUGGGGGGACUAGUGCAAACAUGGCAAAAGGAAAUGAUGAUGUCAGUCACACUGGAGUGUUUGAUUUUUUUAUGAGAGGAUCCGCUCUACGAUCGAGGUACAAAAUGAGUAUUAUGUGCCCCCCCUCCUCCAUCCCAGGCCCCGUUUCUCUUCUUGUUCUGUCACAAAGUCUGUCUCUCGUCCUCGUGGUUUGUUUCCUCCGUGCUCGUGUCAUAACUCCUCGUCAUCCUUUUUGCUCAACGUCUUCUGGCUUGACCAUUGAAAUAUGGCUCCCCAGAAUGCUCGUUCUAUGUUUGAGUAACUUGUUGUGGUGAUGAUAUUUUCUAUAAUUAAAAAAAAAAAAUACUGUGGACUUUUAGGUGGCUUAACAUUUUAUAGGGAUGUCAUAUUUGUAAAAGUAUGAAAAGAAGAUGGGUGGGAUGGGCUUCUUAAAUUGACUUCUUCCCUCUCUUGCACAGGGCAUGUACAAACUUAAUGAUGUACAAAAAAAGGACCUUUUUGUGUCCGUCGAAGCUACGUAUGACUUCUUUCUGAUCCAUGCUUUUUGCAGGACUUCCUGUUCUCGGUUCCCUCCGGGUGGUUUGUUUUGGGUGAAUCUAUCUGUUGCAUGGGAGAACGCAGGGGACAUCUGGUCUAGAGCUGCAUGAUGUAGGCUAAAUGUAAUUAACCCAUGUUGGAUCAUUUGUUCCAAGCUACCAGGAUAAACUUAAACAACAUUAUGCAGGCAGACAUCCAUGCUGCCUGAUGACUUCCAGUUGUUUAUUAUUUGUUGUAUACACAAAAAAUGCACUAAAUUAAAGGUUUAUAUUAAGAUAUACUUUUAAAA
Molecule: messenger RNA, 3072 nt
Organism: Syngnathus typhle (broad-nosed pipefish)
Lineage: Eukaryota; Metazoa; Chordata; Actinopteri; Syngnathiformes; Syngnathidae
Gene: fgf13a
Product: fibroblast growth factor 13a
Exons: 7
Coding region: 592-1359 (255 amino acids)
Biological process (GO): cell differentiation; fibroblast growth factor receptor signaling pathway; positive regulation of gene expression
Cellular component (GO): cytoplasm
Molecular function (GO): fibroblast growth factor receptor binding; growth factor activity
Source: RefSeq, a predicted model, not a curated record